AUGGAACCAGUCCAAGAAGGGGAGGAUACACAAUUUGCUGAAGUGUGCUACAUGAGCAAUGGGCAAGGAGGUUACAACAAAGGAUACUAUAAUUACAAGUCCAACCCAGCCAUGUCAUACCGAAACACUGAUGUUGCUAACCCUCAGGACCAAGUCUAUCCUCAACAACAGCAAGCUCGAUCGAGUCAAGCCCCACAACAUGGGUAUGGUCCUAAAAACAACUACCAAGGCCCUCAAGGGACUUUUCCUGGUCAGCAAAUGCACAUACCACCUGGCUUUCCCCGCCAACCACCCCAGCCGGCACCUACGCCUGAGAAUGAGACCAGCUCGACCACCUACUCGACCACCCGGUCGAGUUUCCCAACUCGACCGGCCAAGCUUCAACUCGAUCGAGCUGAGAAGUCAACAGUCAAACCCGAAAAAUGUUCCUUCCCCCUUGACUUUCCUUUGACCCUAAACCUAAAUUCUCUUGUAUUUAAAGGCUGA
Molecule: messenger RNA, 486 nt
Organism: Microthlaspi erraticum
Lineage: Eukaryota; Viridiplantae; Streptophyta; Magnoliopsida; Brassicales; Brassicaceae
Source: the annotation of a GenBank genome assembly